Misgurnus anguillicaudatus (oriental weatherfish) is the source of this 6590-nucleotide messenger RNA. RefSeq names its product ADAMTS-like protein 1. Gene Ontology annotation, cellular component: extracellular matrix. Gene Ontology annotation, molecular function: metalloendopeptidase activity. Gene Ontology annotation, biological process: proteolysis; extracellular matrix organization. NCBI's taxonomy places the organism in Eukaryota, Metazoa, Chordata, Actinopteri, Cypriniformes, Cobitidae. The record is from RefSeq and is a predicted model, not a curated record.
GCUGUUUGCUGGCUGGAAAUCAGACCAGAACAGAUGAGCUAGAAUCAGAAGACGCAAGCAGAUAUUUUCGUGGGAUGUAAUAAGAGAAAGCGAUAAAAAUGAAAAUACCAAGGCAGAGAAAGAAGUCGAGCUAGAUAGAGAACGAGAAGAGCAUAAAAUACUGGAGGGAUUCGAAGGAAUAACAACAGAGAGUGUGUGUGAAUGUGUGAAACUGCAGUUGGAGCGAGUCUAGUGUUUGCUUUAGCAUGCACGACUGGGGCCCCUCUGAUUGGUUGGCAGGUUGGACCGGGGGGCUCUUGGGGCUCAGAGCCCCCCUCUGAUUGCUUUGGUUGAGGGACGAACGAAGAUGAGAAUGGAGAGAGAGAGAGAAAGAGAGCAGGCACAGACUAGCGGACACCAAAAGUGAGAGUCCACGCGACAGGCUAACACUCACACACGCGCUCUUCUCUGAUACUCGCAUCCCCGCAGGAGUCAUGGACCAAUCCACUGUAACUGCUGCUGUAUUCCUGGCUUUCCUCUUCCUCCUGAGUUCUCGGACAGCUCGAUCAGAAGAAGAUAGGGACACACUUUGGGAUGCCUGGGGAACGUGGAGCGAAUGUUCUCGUACCUGUGGAGGAGGAGCUUCCUAUUCACUCAGACGCUGCCUCAGCUCCAAAACUUGUGAGGGACAGAAUAUCAAAUACCGCACCUGUAGCAAUGUGGACUGUCCUGCAGAUUCAGAAGACUUCCGUGCUCAGCAGUGCUCGGCUCACGCUGAUGUCCGCUAUCAGGGUCGCUAUCACGAGUGGCUUCCUGUGGAUAAUGACCCUGAAAACCCUUGUGCCCUCAAGUGCCGGGCUAAGGCCACAGGACAGGUGGUGGAGCUGGCACCCAAGGUGUUGGAUGGGACACGAUGCUACACAGAGUCUCUUGAUAUGUGCAUUAGCGGAGCCUGUCAGAUUGUUGGCUGUGACCACGAGUUAGGAAGCACGGCUAAAGAGGACAACUGUGGAGUAUGUAAUGGAGACGGCUCCUCAUGCCGACUAGUAAGGGGUCAAUACAAAUCCCAGCAUGCCACAGGAAAGACUGAAGAUACUGUGAUCAGCAUUCCGUAUGGAAGUCGACACGUACGCCUGGUUCUUAAAGGCCCGGAUCACUUGUAUCUGGAGAGCAAGACUCUGCAAGGGGUGAAGGAUGAGCUUUCUCUGGAUGAAACCAGGCAGUAUGUGUUGGAGAAUACUACAGUGGACUUUCAACAGCUCUUGGAUAAAGCGGUCCUGAGGAUAACUGGACCACUCGGGGCCGACUUCAUUGUCAAAGUUAAAUACAUGAAUGGAGCUGACAGCACGGUCCAGUUCAUCUUCUACCAACCCAUAGUUCACCGCUGGAGAGAGACCGACUUCUUUCCAUGUUCAGUUACCUGUGGAGGCGGAUAUCAGCUUACAUCAGCAGAAUGUUAUGACCUUCGCAGUAAUCGUGUGGUGGUGGAUCAGUACUGUCACUAUUAUCCUGAAAAUGUCAAACCCAAACCUAAGCUACAAGAGUGCAAUAUGGACCCAUGUCCUGCCAUUGAUGGCUACAAGCAGAUCAUGCCCUAUGACCUCUAUCACCCAUUACCACGGUGGGAAAACAGUCCUUGGACGGCCUGUUCAACUUCUUGUGGUGGUGGGAUGCAAAGCCGCUCGGUUUCCUGUGUAGAAGAGGACAUGCAGGGAAACAUGAACCCCACAGACGAGUGGAAGUGUCUGUAUGCACCAAAGACACCCAUACUACAGCCGUGCAAUACCUUCGACUGCCCGACAUGGCUCGCGCAAGAGUGGUCACCGUGCACAGUUACAUGUGGACAGGGUCUGCGUUACCGAGUGGUCUUGUGUAUCGAUCACAGAGGUCUUCAUGCCGGAGGCUGCAGUCCCACCACUAAACCACACAUCAAAGAAGAAUGUCUGGUCACAGUGCCUUGCUACAAGCCCAUUGAGAAGCUUCCUGUUGAGGCGAAGCCCCCUUGGUUCAAGCAAGCCAUAGAGCUGGAAGAAGAGACCGCUGUGUCUGAAGAACCCAUGUUUAUCAGAGGAGCAUGGGGUGCAUGCAGCAGAACGUGCGGUGCUGGCAUUCACAGGAGAACCGUGAAGUGUCAGAUGCUCCUGACCUUCUCACAGACCAUCGAGGACCUCCCAGAUGACGAAUGCGAGGGACCGAAACCACCCGAGAGUCAACCCUGUUAUCGAACCCCAUGCUCUGGCGGUACAACAGAGGAGGAGAUAGAAUUGACCCUCACUUCGGAGAGAGAGGAACUGCAUGACUGGGAAUAUGAGGGCUUCACUGAAUGUUCAGCAACUUGUGCUGGUGGAAUGCAAGAGGCCGUUGUGAUUUGUCUCAAUAAGCAGACGAGAGAAGCGGUGGAUGAGACGCUGUGUGUUAGUGCUCGCAGGCCACCGCAGCUACUUCAGAGCUGUAACACUGAGCCAUGUCCUCCCAGGUGGGAAAUGGAGUCUUGGAGCUUCUGCUCGGCCACAUGUGGAGUCGGUCUCCAGACACGUGCUGUAACCUGUGUGCUGAGAACUGGAUCACACAGUAACCACACAGAGAAGGUCAAAGAUGAGAACUGUCGACAACCCAAGCCCAGCUCUGUCCAAGCUUGCAACCGAUUCGACUGUCCGCCAACAUGGGAAGUACAAGAAUGGAGUCAGUGCUCUCGUAGCUGUGGAGGUGGCAGUCAGAAGAGAGAGAUCGUAUGCAAGCAGCGCAUGGCUGACGGAAGUCUUCUAGAAUUACCCGAAACCUUCUGCCCCACACCGAGUUUACCCUCCGUUCAGCCCUGCGGCACAGUGGACUGCCCUGCUCAAUGGGUCUCCACAAACUGGACUCAGUGUUCUGCUACUUGUGGAGAAGGUACCCAAAGGUUGUUGGUGGUGUGUAAAGUACUCGGAGAAAGAGGACAGUACCGAACAAUGGUUCCUGAGGCCUGUUCUGCAGCUCCAAAACCACCAACGGUCCGAUCAUGCCUCCUUGGACCGUGUGAGAGGUUGUUCAAGCCAGUAGCCGUGAAACCCGAGCCAACCAUCUUGGCUCAAAGAAACGUGUACAUACAAUGGAGAAAAGGCAAGAAGUUACACUUUGUGGUGGGCGGUUUUGCCUACUUGCUGCCCUGGACACCUGUGGUGCUCCGUUGCCCUACCCGGCAUUUCCGCAAAGGUCAAGUCCGCUGGCUGAAAGAUGGUAAACCUUUGGAAAUCACGCCUCAUCUAUCCAUAUCUCAUGUGGGUUACGUCAAGAUUCAACAGCUCCGUACUUCUGAUGCUGGGACGUACACUUGUGUUGCCGGCCAAGCUCAGGAAAACUUUGUCUUGAAGCUUAUUGGCAGCAAGCAGAAGCUCUCAGUGCCAGAAGCUGACUUAUGGAGCACAGAUGGUUUACGCGACUCACCAAAAGUUCACCAAACCUCAUCUGCGACCGAGUUGUUGCCACAUGACCGCUAUGAUGAAAUCGUCCGGCACCUACUCGACUUAAAAGAACUUCCGCUCGACGGUGUGACCUCCAAAGAACUGCUUGACUUUGCGGAAAAAAAUAGCUCCAACCUGGACAAAGACCUAGUUUUGGAUACUUCAAGUCCUCAGUUGCUAGUCACAGAUAUGCUGAUGCUCGAUGAGGUCAGACGAAAUCUUUCUGGAGCUGUCCAGAGCUCGCAGAAAGAUGAGCUGAUUUCUCAGCUCCUAGAUGAACUUACAAAGAGCCACGGGGAGAACAAUGAAUCCACUCUGCAACCACAUGAAAGUCCAACGCACUCCAUGCCAGAUUCCACUUUCCAGAGAUCCAAACAGAGACAGUCUUCCCACACCAGCAGGCAAUGGAGAGGACAGCCCCAAAGGCCAAUUAUUUUGCAGAAGUCCUCCAGAGACCACAUCAAGAACCCGCAUGAAAUUAUGGACUAUGUUGGAGGCCUUAUUUUGGUACAGAGAGAGACGGUCAAAGUAGAAAUCAAAUGCCAAGUGCAGGGUAACCCAGAACCUGUGAUCUCAUGGUCUAAGGAUGGGAAAGUGCUGAGAAACAGCAGCAGAGUAGGACUAAUGUCAGAUGGUUCCCUGCAUAUUCAAGCACCUGCUGAGACAGACACUGGACUCUACACAUGUACUGCUGCUAACAGUCUGGGCUCCAUGUCCUUGUCAUCUCAUUUGCAAACUACAGGAAGUAGCUGUGUGAGCAGCGAAGGCAACACUUCUGAAUGUUCAAACAAGACCAAUCAGUACUACUUUUGUCAUGGACAACACUGCCCCCACAGAUGGCAGGUGUCCACUUGGUCAUCCUGCUCUGUAAGUUGUGGAGGUGGGAUGCAGAGUCGCAUUGUGACCUGUCAGGUGGCUUCAGGGGCUUCAGCAGCUUGCACCGGGAAGAAACCGGCAGUGACCAGGCACUGUAACCUUCAACCAUGUGUUAGCUGGGCAACCAGUCCAUGGGGACCCUGCCAAGGUCACUGCAUUGGAUUACGUCAAGCCCUUCAAUACAGACAUGUGUUCUGCCAAGACAAGAACGGCACAAGAGUGGCACAUCAAAUGUGCAGCGGUCAACCAAGGCCUGCUUUACAGCGUAACUGCACAACGGAGGCAUGCGCUCUGCAGUGGCGAGUCGGGUCCUGGACUCAAUGCACCGCCACUUGUGGUCGUCACGGAUUCCAGUCGCGUCACGUCACUUGCUCGCAUCGGCGGAGCGGGAAGCCGGCACGCGAGUUCCACUGUGCUUGGAAACCUCGACCGCCUAGCUGGCAGCGAUGCAACAUCAUGUCCUGUGGAAAAGGUGAAUGUCGGGACAGCACAAGAUACUGCGAGAAGGUUCGACAGCUAGAUCUUUGCCCACUGCCCCAGUUUAAAUUACGCUGCUGCCAAUCAUGCAGAGACACCUGAGACACAGAGAAGGACAAUUUUAGGAUAAAAUGACAUCACCAUAGCACACUUCCAAGUAACCCAAAAUGGGCCCUUAAGGACCAGGGUGUGCUUGGUUAGGAUCCCUGGGAUUGGUGAAUUCCAGAGACAUCAGCUUCAAUAAGCGGCCCUAAAGAAGACACAAAGAAACUGAGCACAAAUAUUUGGAUGUUAAUAACAGACUUUAACUUUAUUUUGACUUCAGUGAAGGCUUUAAAUUACAAGUAUAUUUUCUUUUUUUCUUUUUAACAUGUUGGCUAUUUCUUAUAGUCUGCAGAUAUGUGAGUUUUGUUAGUAUUCACUGGAUGUUGAUGGCUCCCUCAUAGACACUGUCAAAAAAUGUAAAGGAUUAUAAACUGGAGUUUUUGCAUAUUAUUUUAUAUGCAUAAACUACACCACUAACUGCCUAAUUGAGAAAGAUGGUCUUUGAAGAGUAUAUACAUGUGAUGAAAUGCUAAACUGUAGAACCAACUUUUCAACAUUUUCAUUAAAAGACAUAUGAUAGAUAUUCAUGAUGUAAAAUACUGUAUAUAAUGGUAAAAGAAAACAUUCAUUAGCUUUGUUUGUUCUGCCAUAGAGUGAAUUCCCAGUGAAAUUACAGUACAUAUUCUGGUUAAAUCCUACAUAAUCCAAUGAGUGAAUUAUUUCAAAUGCAAUUGCAAUUGCAAAUGUCAUGCUGUCUUUUGCUUUUAAAAUAAAGCAGGUCUCCGAGUCUUGUUUUUGGUGGGUCAGGAGAAUGACAAUGUAACUGACAGCUUAUUCAAUGACCCUAAUGAACAGAUUUUUUUAUCCAGGGUAAAUCCACAGUGUUCUUUUGAAGGACAAGCCAAAAUUUCCCAAACAUGCAAAGCCCAAAGUGCUUUUAAAUAAUAACAAUGAACUCAUGUAGUUCUGUUAUGAACCCAUCAAUGUUUACAGGCACAAAUCCUGACUUUCAGUUGUAGUUGUUUUAUUAUAGACAUAAAACACCAGCGGCUGGGUUGUUUUGUUAUGUGUAUACUUACAUUUAGUUGAGAAUUGCCACAAUGCCCUGUAUAAAUUUGAUUUCACUGGACAGAAAAAUGGGAAUCCUAAAAGUUUUGCACUUGAUAUUUUCCAGGUCCAUGUUUAAAAUGAGACUUGAUUGUUUGUUUUUUCUUGCUUUCUUAGACUUUUGUCUUUUUGUUGAUGAAGCUUUAACCACUGUGCAUGGUUAUGUAUAUACUUUGUUGCUGUUGAAAUCAUGUUGCUUAUCUGCUCAUGUUACAUUUGAAAGGGCAGUUAAAUGGCAGGUCUCUUUACAGCAACCAAUUUAUAAUAUUGUUUAAAAAAGAAAAUGAAAUGUAAAAAACAAUGGGAAAUGCUUGGACAUGAUUAAGUGCUGUCACUUAUUCAACACAACUCCUGUAAGUACCUAAGAUUCAUAUAUUUAAGCAAUUAUACAAAUGGGUCUUGAAAAUGAUUGUAUGUUUUUGGAGGUUUUUAUUGUGUUUUAUUUUUAAGCAGUGGUGAUAUGACUCCAGUUGUAUUUAUUAAUUUGUAUAAGUGCAAUUUUUCUGUAAAUGAAAACCAAUUAAGAUGUUGUUUUUAUGAAAAUUAAGUUGUGUCUAUUAUAAAAGAAUCAAUGCAUGCAGCAGUGUCCUAAUCUGCCUUGGUUCUCAUUGUACAUAAUAAGAGUCACUUUUUAACUAAUAAAGUGAAAUACAUUCCAUACAUCUA